GUUGCAUGUACUGUAUGUGGAGCAGUGUACAGUGAAGCGGAGGCAGAGCGGCACCGCGAGCUCCUCUCGACUUUCCCAUAGAGGAACCCUGACUGGCCGCUGAGGGCGAGCCACACACACGCCCUCGCGCCCGGCGAGCCCGCGAGGUCACUAUCAUAUGACAAAGGCUUUGCCGCAGUUCAUCUUCCUCCCCCUAUACUUUCCAUUUGCCUUCCUGGAUACUGGAGCUACACCCAUUUCUGGAACACAUUCAUAUUCUAAUUUGAUAUCAACUGGUGUUUUCAAAGAAGUGAAGAAUCCUGCUACAUCACAGAAGCUGGAAAUUCUGAUGUUCCAUUAAAAUCACAAUGGAAAGUCUUGACUUGACCGAACCUGAACUGCCUUCAGUAAUUUUACUGGAAAAAAUAUUUUGUUUAAAGGUCACAGUAAUGAAAGGCAGUAAUAGAAAUAAAGAUCAUUCAGCAGAAGGAGAAAGGGCUGGAAAACGACCAAAACGAAAGUGUCUUCAGUGGCACCCACUGCUAGCAAAGAAACUGCUGGACUUUUCAGAAGAGGAGGAGGAGGAAGACGAAGAGGAGGAUAUUGAUAAGGUUCAACUUCUUGGGGCCGAUGGCCUAGAGCAAGAUGUUGGUGAGACUGAUGAUGAAUCACCAGAACAGCGAGCCCGGAGACCAAUGAAUGCAUUUCUCUUGUUUUGCAAACGUCAUCGCUCCCUUGUACGUCAGGAACACCCCAGGCUUGAUAACCGAGGUGCUACCAAGAUACUGGCUGAUUGGUGGGCUGUUCUAGAUCCAAAGGAAAAGCAGAAAUACACAGACAUGGCCAAGGAGUAUAAAGAUGCAUUUAUGAAAGCAAAUCCUGGCUACAAAUGGUGUCCUACCACAAACAAGCCUGUGAAAUCCCCAACACCCACUGUCAAUCCACGAAAGAAACUAUGGGCCUUCCCAUCUGACUCUUCGAGAGAUUUGCCAAGCCCCAAGAAAGCAAAGACUGAAGAAAUGCCUCAGCUAAACUUUGGAAUGGCUGAUCCUACUCAAAUGGGAGGCCUGAGCAUGCUGCUUUUAGCUGGAGAACAUGCUCUUGGAACACCAGAGAUAUCCUCUGGCCCUUGUAGACAGGAUGUUUCAGAAUCUCCUGAAUUACGUCAGAAGUCCCCAUUAUUUCAGUUUGCUGAGAUAUCUUCAAGUUCAUCCCACCCUGAUACUCCUUCAAAACAGUGUCAAGCAUCAGCCUUGUUUCAGUUUGCAGAGAUUUCUUCGAACACUUCACAAUUGUGUGGUGCCGAGCCUGUGAAGCGCUGUGGGAAGUCGGCACUCUUUCAACUGGCAGAGAUGUGUCUGGCAUCAGAGGGGGUUAAAAUGGAGGACUCAAAGCUAAUAAAGGCGAAAGAAUCAGAUGGUGGAAGAAUUAAAGAAUUGGAGAAGGGAAAGGAACAAAGAGAAAUAAAAAUGGAGAAAACAGAUGAAGCCAGGGUACAGAAGGAAGCAGAAUUUGAAAAAUCAGCUAAGGAAAACAUGAGAGAUUCCAAGGAACUAAGAAAUUUUGAGGAGCUGCAAAUGGAGGAUAUAAUGGAUAUAAAAAUGGAAGAUCCCAAAGAAAUUAAAAAGGAAGAACUAGAGGAAGAUCAACAAUGUAGUCACUUCCCCGAUUUUUCUUAUUCUGCCAGUAGCAAGAUCAUAAUAAGCGACGUUCCCAGUAGAAAGGAUCACAUGUGCCAUCCACAUGGAAUUAUGAUCAUUGAAGAUCCCACAGCAUUAAACAAACCAGAGAAGCUAAAAAAGAAAAAGAAGAAAAGCAAAAUGGAUCGACAUGGAAAUGAUAAAUCCACACCCAAGAAGACCUGCAAAAAGAGGCAGUCUUCAGAGUCUGACAUCGAGAGUGUCAUCUACACCAUUGAAGCUGUUGCAAAGGGAGACUGGGGCAUUGAGAAACUUGGAGCAACCCCUCGCAAGAAGGUCCGCACAUCCUCAAGUGGCAAGGGAAGCAUUUUGGAUGUCAAGCCACCAAAGAAAAAAGUGAAAUCAAGAGAGAAGAAAAUGUCAAAGGAAAAAUCCUCAGACACCACCAAAGAGUCAAGACCUCCAGAUUUUAUUAGUAUUUCUGCCAGCAAGAACAUUUCUGGUGAGGUGCCAGAGGGUAUAAAAGCAGAACCGUUAACCCCCACGGAGGAGGUGUUACCACCCAGCCUAUCGGGACAGGCCAAGCCUGAGGACAGUGACUGUCACAGAAAAAUAGAGACUUGUGGCUCCCGGAAAUCUGAGCGUUCUUGCAAAGGUGCUCUUUAUAAAACCCUGGUGUCUGAAGGCAUGCUCACCUCUCUGCGAGCUAAUGUUGACAGAGGGAAACGAAGCUCAGGAAAAGGAAACUCUUCUGACCAUGAAGGGUGUUGGAAUGAAGAAAGCUGGACGUUUAACCAGAGUGGGACCAGUGGGAGCAAGAAGUUCAAGAAGACAAAGUCAAAGGAAGAUUCUCUCCUUAGCUCAGCAAAGCUGGAUGAAGAAUUUGAAAAAAAAUUCAACAGCCUCCCUCAAUAUAGUCCUGUUACAUUUGACCGGAAAUGCGUACCUGUCCCAAGGAAAAAGAAGAAGACUGGAAACAUGUCUUCAGAACCGACUAAAACCAGCAAAGGUCCUUUCCAGUCUCAGAAAAAGAACUUAUUCCACAAAAUUGUCAGCAAAUAUAAGCACAAAAAGGAGAAGCCUAAUGUUCCGGAAAAAGGAAGUGGGGAUAAAUGGUCAAACAAGCAACUCUUCUUGGAUGCCAUUCACCCUACAGAAGCCAUAUUUUCAGAAGACAAAAACACCACAGAGCCUGCUCAUAAGGUUAAAAAUGCCCUAUCCAUUCCCAACACUCCAGAGCCAACAACAACGCAAGAACCCUUGGUGGGCAGCCAAAAGAGAAAAGCAAGGAAAACCAAGAUCACCCACCUUGUCAGGACAGCAGAUGGCCGGGUAUCACCAGCAGGAGGUACUUUGGAUGACAAACCAAAGGAACAACUGCAGAGGAGUCUCCCGAAAGUGACUGAGACAGGCUGCCAUGACGAAGGCCCCCAGAACCCCGAGGCCAUGGAGACGCGGAGCAGCACUCCAGAGAUGCCAGCCGUGUCUGCGUUCUUCAGUCUCGCUGCGCUGGCCGAAGUGGCCGCCAUGGAAAAUGUGCACAGGGGUCAGAGGUCCACUCCGCUCACCCAUGAUGGACAGCCAAAAGAAAUGCCACAGGCCCCUGUACUUAUUUCCUGCGCUGACCAGUGAAGCGCCUUUAAUUGUAAAACAUUGUGCUUUACCUACUACCCUAGCCCUGUCUGUACCGAGGGAUGCCAGUGAGUCCGUGUGGUGGGAAAUACAGACUGCAAACAAGUGCGAGUUGCCCUGCACGGCCCAGAUUCACUUGAAGUGGAAGUUAGCAUCCUGGGCCGCUGUGUGUUCUUUUGGAACCCAGAGUCUUUGAGGGUGAUGUUCUCUGUCUUGUCAGGAGCAGAAACGGGAUGAUCCUGGAGCUUUGCUUUCUAUUGAAGGCUUUUGACGGUAAUAAGUGGUAAUUUGGUAAAAGGCUGCCUUUACUGUAGCUCAUCCAGCAUCUCUUUUACCAACCAGAGAGUGUGAAACUAGUUUCGUAUAUUACCUAGUUAUUCUUUCAAAACAAAAACAAAACAAAACAAAAAAAACAA
This is a messenger RNA of Lutra lutra (Eurasian river otter), 3667 nucleotides long. It is a transcript of the gene BBX, whose product is annotated as BBX high mobility group box domain containing. Bases 348 to 3251 code for a protein of 967 amino acids. Gene Ontology annotation, molecular function: RNA polymerase II transcription regulatory region sequence-specific DNA binding; DNA-binding transcription factor activity, RNA polymerase II-specific. Lineage: Eukaryota; Metazoa; Chordata; Mammalia; Carnivora; Mustelidae. The record is from RefSeq and is a predicted model, not a curated record. Gene Ontology annotation, biological process: regulation of transcription by RNA polymerase II. Gene Ontology annotation, cellular component: nucleus. The transcript is spliced from 20 exons.